AUGCCCUCCUUCUCCGGCGAAUCCUACCAGACGGGCACGGUGACCACAACAGCUACCCAUCCUCCGCGCUCGUUCGAAUCGCCGAACCGCAAGUCUCACGAGAAAAGUUCGGUCGGAAACGCUUUCCUGUGGACCAACUGGCCCAACGGCGACGCCAACCACGACACCCACCAGAAUGACCACCCAGUAAUCACCAAUUUGAAGGACGGCAGCGCAUAUUCUUUGAAUGGCCCCCAGUCCAGCAUCGGCUCAUACACGCGCGACCUGCCGCACUCCAAGGACGGCAGCAUGCACUCGCUAGGCAAUGGCUCGGCCAAGGACCCUCGGGACACUGGCCGGCCGGCCAUGCUGGAUCGCAAGUCGUCGGACGCUGGACCGGGAGCAGGCUCCGCGACAGCGUCGAUCACGAGCCAACAGGUCAAUGGAGGCACGACGUGGAACCACCGCUCCGGCCAGGGGAAGGCGAUGGUCAACGGCGACUUCCACCGCCCCUCCGCCGAUGAACCCGCCAUGUCGGAUCGGGCGACGAGCCCGUCGACCUCCCUCUUACAGAUCCCCAAUUCCGAAGACGCCGGUCGUCUCUCUCCCGACCCGGACCGAUUGUCCCCGGGUCCGAAACCCAGCCAUCACCGCUACUCCUCCCCUCCUGCUCCCAUUUCCGCCGACAACGCCCUCAUGCAGGACACCCCGCAGUCGAGCAUGCGACAUCGACACUCGCUACAAGUUCCGAGAGCGCCCAGUGGCCGGCGGAGUAGUCGAGACCAAGGCGAAGACACUGCGUACGCUAGUGGCCGACUCUCGCCCACAUCUGCCGGACCUCGCCGCACGUCAUUCAGUCUAAUUCGACGGGCCACGCGAACACAGUCGGAUAUACCCUUGGAUGAUACCCCACCCGAUGAGGAGGCCGCACGGUGGGCGGAAGCGAUCAAACAAAAGCGAGCAUCACGGCGACGACGCGAGGAUGAUGACGAUGAACGAGUCAUCGUGGGCACCAAGGUCGACCAGAACCACGUCAAUUAUGUCACCGCAUACAACAUGUUGACAGGUAUCCGGUUUACGGUAUCCCGCAUCAACGCGAAGAUGGACCGGGAAUUGACCCCCGCGGACUUUGAAGCCAAACACAAGUUCUCAUUUGAUAUAACCGGCAACGAACUAAUUCCCUCCGCAAAAUACGAUUUCAAAUUCAAGGACUAUGCGCCGUGGGUGUUCCGCCACCUUCGCGCCAAAUUCAACCUCGAUCCCGCCGACUACCUGAUGUCCCUGACCAGCAAGUAUAUUUUGUCCGAACUGGGCUCACCCGGCAAGAGCGGUAGUUUCUUCUACUUCUCGCGCGACUACAAGUACAUCAUCAAGACGAUCCACCACUCCGAGCACAAGCUUCUCCGGAAGAUCUUGCCCCUGUACUACAAGCACGUGCAAGAAAAUCCCAACACCUUGAUCUCGCAAUUUUACGGCCUGCACCGUGUGAAGAUGGCGUACGGCCGCAAGAUCCACUUCGUCGUCAUGAACAACCUGUUCCCGCCGCACCGCGAUAUUCACCAAACGUUCGAUCUGAAGGGUUCCACUAUCGGCCGUGAUCUGCAGGAGUCUGACCUAGAGAGGAACCCGCGUGCAACCAUGAAGGAUCUGAACUGGGUGCGGAGGAAUCGGCAUCUGCAGUGUGGACCGGAAAGGCGAUUUGACUUUAUCGAGCAAUUGACCAAGGAUGUGGAGUUGCUCAAGAAGCUGAAGAUUAUGGACUAUUCACUCCUGGUUGGGAUCCAUGACGUCGAGCGCGGCAACGAAGAAAAACUGCGCGACAAGACCCUCCAAGUCUUCCAGCCCGGAGGCGACCGCGAAGAAGAGACUAGAGGAAACAUGCUGAUGCGGACACCAUCGAAGCUUGAAAACGAGCGCAAGGCCCGGGAACUCCGCAUGCUGGUCAAGCGGGAGCGGCCUGUGCCUCUCGACAAAGCAGCCGCCAAGAUGCCGGAGGAGGUACUGGACUCACGGAAAAUGAAUCUGAAAUUCUACUCCGACGACGGCGGCUUCCGCGCGACCCGCGAGGACGGCACCUUCGGCGAGGAAAUCUACUACCUGGGCAUCAUCGACUGUCUGACGCACUACGGGAUGGUCAAAAAGAUCGAGAACUUUUUCAAGGGCCUCUCGCACGACCGGACGCAGAUCUCACCGGUUCCGCCGGAGAGCUAUGGCGAUCGCUUCAUCAAUUUCGUGAAGGGUAUCACCAUGUCGAAGGAGGAGGCCGAGCGGCGAGAAUCGAAGGUGUCCGCUCGAGCGUCGCAUGAGAAGCACCAGUCCCGGUCUUCUUCCGUCGAGCGCACCAUGCAGGCGGCGGAGAAAGAGGCGUCGAAUGAUGUAUCUGUUACGCACCCGCGCACUCUGGCCACCGUGUGGGAUCCUGCAGAUGCAGCUGGCCCAGGCCCAACCUCCACCCUGCCGAUUGUCGAUGAAGCAGGCGAGGCCAGCAGCGUCGGUGGCCAUAGCUCGCAUAGUCGACAUGGUCGUCGGCUGUCCGAUAAGGAACUUCCUCCAGUGCCCAGCGACGAGCGCCCGCAGCCCUCUGCCAAGGGGAAGGAAAUCGACCGCGGCGAAGACUACCUGGCGAGCAUGAAGCAGCGGUAA
Messenger RNA from Penicillium canariense, 2622 nucleotides. RefSeq names its product 1-phosphatidylinositol-4-phosphate 5-kinase. Gene Ontology annotation, biological process: phosphatidylinositol metabolic process. Gene Ontology annotation, molecular function: phosphatidylinositol kinase activity. The record is from RefSeq and is a predicted model, not a curated record. NCBI's taxonomy places the organism in Eukaryota, Fungi, Ascomycota, Eurotiomycetes, Eurotiales, Aspergillaceae. The coding region runs from base 1 to 2622 and encodes 873 amino acids. The transcript is spliced from 2 exons.